Molecule: messenger RNA, 945 nt
Organism: Arachis ipaensis
Lineage: Eukaryota; Viridiplantae; Streptophyta; Magnoliopsida; Fabales; Fabaceae
Source: RefSeq, a predicted model, not a curated record
AUGUUAAAGAGUAGUUUCAAUUGCGCAUUUAUCUUGGUCUAUGGUGCACAUAAUAGAGAUGAGAAGACUCAUAUUUGGGAGGAGCUAGGUUAUAUAGCUGGGUUAUGUCAGGUUCCUUGUUGUUUUCUGGGAGACUUUAAUGAAAUAGUACAUGUUGACAAAAGGAAAGGUGCAACUAGCUUACCUCGGUCUGCCAAAGAGUUCAAGGUUUGGAUACAAGAUAUGCACUUAGUGGAUCUGGCCCUCACUGAUCGUAAGUUUACAUGGUUUCGAGGACGAUCUUGCAGUCGUAUAGAUAGAGCUCUGGUUAAUGUGGAGUGGCUAGAAGAGUUUCCAGAGACUCGCCUACGAGGUGUGCCAAGGAGUUUGUCAGAUCAUUGCCCUAUAAUAGUGGAGGACAAAAAGCUUAGGGGAGGUCCAAGGCCGUUCAGAAGUCUUGAUUCUUGGUUUACACAUGAAGGAUUUCUUAGCAUGGUUAAGGAGGAGUGGAGAGGUUUGGGGGAGAUACAGUUCACAGAUAAACUGAAGGCGCUGACAAUUCCGUUGGGAAGAUGGCAUAAGGCCAAUUUUGGUGAGAUGUACAAAAAAAUUUCAAAGUUUGAGGAAGAAACCAAGAGGAUUGAUGAUAUGGUAAGUAAUGGAGUGUAUGAUGAAACUAUGGAGGCUAGAAGAAAGGCGUUGGUUACUUGUUGUGAGAGAUGGUAUGUAAGGAAGGAAGUACAUUGGAAACAGAUGUCUCAGUCCCGGCAUGCGAAGGAGAUGGACAAAAAUACAAGACACUUUCACAAUAUAGCCUCCGCAAGAAGGCAGAAUAAUAGGAUUGAUACACUGGUAAUAAACGGCAGACAGGGCCACAAGUGUCAUUGCGAGCUUCACUCCAUGACAAAUUUAAACCUUGCUACUGGAUCGUACAUGACAUACCAGACUUUCAAUAAAGUAUACUAG